AUUGCUUUUUCUUAACUAUUUGACUCUCCAUAUUUUUUUGCUACAGAUGUUACUGUUUCUGAAAAUCCAAAUCAAAGUGUUCCUGUUUCUGAAGAUCCAAUUCAAAAUAUGAUUGAAGAGAAUGCUAAAAUCAGAUAUGAAAGUCAAAAAACUAAAAAUCUGACCAAACUUUUAGAAAAUAGAAGAAUUGGACAUACAGAAGAAUUAAAAAAUAGAAUUGCCCAUGAAAGUACAGGAUUUUUCCUAGAAUUACGUCGACUUGCCAACGAUAGAAGACCUACUAUUGAACGAGCUGUAAAAAAGAUAAUUGCAGAAAAAUUAGCUCCUACAGUCGAUGAAGCUGGAAAUGUUGCUCCGAUAUACAUGAGUAGUCCGAUAUGUCUUUUGAUAGCAUUGUGGAUUAGUUCAAACACUGCUUCUAAAACACCUACAAAAUUUGAUGGUGAUAAUUGUAUCAUAGGAUAUAAAAAAUAUCAUUUUGUAAAAUACAGAUCCAUUGAUGGCAAACUUUGGCAAGUCAAUCGCCUCGAUGUACCAAUUAAAGAACUAAACGUACAACUAUAUGAGGAAAACUUUAUUUAUAAUAUUUUAGAAGAGUAUUAAAUUGUACAUUUUUUAUAAAUUAUAAAAUAUUUAAAUAAUUUAUACACAUUGCACUAACAUCCGAAUUGUCUAAUAAUAUAAUGUUUUUUCUAAAGUAAACGGACUUACUAUUAUAAACACA
Adelges cooleyi (spruce gall adelgid) is the source of this 724-nucleotide messenger RNA. RefSeq lists its product as uncharacterized. The coding region runs from base 109 to 603 and encodes 164 amino acids. The record is from RefSeq and is a predicted model, not a curated record. NCBI's taxonomy places the organism in Eukaryota, Metazoa, Arthropoda, Insecta, Hemiptera, Adelgidae. The transcript has 7 exons.